UUCUUUUACAAAAUUUGCUUGAACCUAAACUCUGGGCAACCUAAAACCCUAGUCAAAGCCCUUGAAACCUAAAUUUUUCUGAAACAUUUCUCUCCCAAUUCCUGUGGCAUCAACAGUCUUGGAAAAAGCUCUCAAAUUAACGCCAAUGAAUUCCCCCAUCAUUACAAGAGCCUACCGCGCAGCCAAAAGAAACAAUCUGUAUUCAAGAAUUAGUUCGCUUGGUCCCCCAAUCAAAGCCCAGAACUUCAAAAUCUUUACUUCACACUUUUCUACUACUGCUACAUCAGCUGAUAAGUUUUACUUUCACUUGCAAAACAACCCGAACAACAUUGAGAAAACCCUACCUGCUGUCAAGGCGAAAUUGGACUCCACUUGUGUGAAUGACGUGUUGCAGAGGUGUUUUCCCCGUCAAUCUCAAUUGGGUAUUCGUUUCUUCAUAUGGGCUGGUAUUCAGUUUAGUUAUAGGCACAGUUUGUUCAUGUAUGAAAAAGUUUGUGAAUUGUUUAAAAUUAAGCAAAACCCUAGAAUUGUUAUUGAUCUUAUUGAAGCAUAUAAGAAAGAAGAGUGUGUUGUUAGUGUUAAGACAAUGAAAGUGCUUUUAAAAUUAUGUGAAAAAGCUGGGCUUGCUAACGAGGCUUUGUUUGUAUUGAGGAAAAUGCCUGAAUUCAAUUUAAGAGCUGAUACGAUCAUAUAUAAUACUGUUAUUAGGUUGUUCUGUGGAAAGGGUGAUAUGGUUAUGGCUGAUAAUUUGAUGAAAGAGAUGGUUUUGAUUGAUCUUUACCCUGAUAUGAUCACAAAUGUGUCAAUGAUUAAAGGCUUUUGCAAUGUAGGUAGGUUUGAGGAUGCUUGUAGGGUGGUUAAGGCUAUGAGAGAACAUGGUUGUGCUCCCAAUGCAGUUGCAUAUUCAACUCUUCUUGAUGGCAUUUGUAAGUUUGGGAGUAUGGAGAUGGCAUUGAAUUUGUUAGAGGAAAUGGAGAAAGACGGUGGGGAUUGUAGUCCUAAUGUUGUCACGUAUACAUCUGUCAUUCAGAGUUUUUGCGAAAAGGGUAUGGUAAUGGAAGGAUUGGGAGUUUUGGAUAGAAUGGAAGCUUAUGGUUGUGCUCCCAAUCGUGUAACAAUCAGUACUUUGAUUAAGGGCCUUUGCCAUGACGGCAAUAUAGAGGAAGCAUAUAAGUUGAUUGAUAAAAUUGUUGCUGGGGGUAGUGUUUCAUAUGGCGAUUGCUACAGUUCUCUAGUGGUGGCAUUGGUUAGGAUUAAAAGACUUAAGGAGGCUGAUAAACUCUUUAGGAAGAUGUUAGCUAGUGGAGUGAAACCUGAUGGUUUGGCAUGUAGUGUUAUGAUUAAAGAACUUUGUUUGGAGGGACAAGUGGUGGAUGGCUUUUACUUAUAUGAGGAAAUUGAGAAGAUUGGAUGCUCAUCUUCAAUUGACUCUGACAUUCAUUCAAUCCUCUUAGAUGGGCUUUGCAAAGAAGGCCAUUCUCAGGAGGCUUUAAAGCUUUCAAGAUCUAUGCUGGAAAGAAGAAUUCGACUGCAAGCUCCUUAUGCUGAUAAAAUAAUUGAAUACUUGAAGAAAUCCGGAGACAAUGAUCUAAUUACACGUUUCACUAGGAUUGGAGGGUGAUGUUAUGCAAACAAAAAAGUUUGUUAGCCUUGGGGGGGGCCCUGUUGCUGUUUUCAAACAGGGCUGUGAUAGUAAAGUCAGAAACUUUUGAAUUAAGAAGUAGCUUACUCAGGAUAAGCUUGUAGAGUUUCAUUGACUACCAAGUCACUGCCAGAUUAGCAUUCAAAAUAUGCAGCUUGGAGCACAAGUGAAGUAGUGUUGCCAUUCCAAACUGAAUAUGAAUCAGUAACUUGGAGUCUCGUGUUAAUGAAUCAGUAACUUGUGUGGAAACUUGUUUGCAUAUGCAAAAAUGUUGAAAUAUUCACCCUGCUUUAACUGUCAAUGAAAUCUCUCAGUUAUGCCAUAAUUACGGUUUAAGAUGAAGCCGUAGGCUUUGCUGUAACUAAAUGACAACAUUAUGUAUAUAUAUCUAUGGAAACAGGAGGGUCCUACAGAAAUGAGGAAGGGUUUUGUUCAUUAUUCUACUCUUGCAGCAGCUGAUGAGACCAAUGAUAAGGGAAUUGGAAAAUUAACUGGGCAAAAAACUUAGCCUGUUUUUUUGGUUUAAGGUUCUUAUUUUGAUGAGGAAAGACCCAACAAUCUAAUGGAGUUCAAGAGGACUCUUGAACCUCAGCAACCCUUCAAGAUGCUGACAAUACUGUUAGGAUUAACUCAGUUGUUGAUAUUGCCGUAAACAAUGGUUGUACAUCUUUCGAUCAUGCUUUUUAUUAACCAUAGAUUAUGUACUUGUAUUUUAUUUAAGUGAGAAUGGGACAAGGAAAUUUUUGUUUCUGUUUUAACUAUAUAUUUUGAAAAUAAUCCGUACAUUUGAAUUGUUGAUAUCUAUCAUGGCCACAUAUUUUUUAA
Mangifera indica (mango) is the source of this 2467-nucleotide messenger RNA. RefSeq names its product pentatricopeptide repeat-containing protein At5g47360. NCBI's taxonomy places the organism in Eukaryota, Viridiplantae, Streptophyta, Magnoliopsida, Sapindales, Anacardiaceae. Gene Ontology annotation, molecular function: protein binding. The record is from RefSeq and is a predicted model, not a curated record. The transcript has a single exon. Bases 146 to 1621 code for a protein of 491 amino acids.